AUGCCGGAUGCAGCCAGCCACCUGCCCUUCUUCUACGGCAGCAUUUCCCGGUCGGAGGCCGAGGAGUACCUCAAACUGGCGGGCAUGUCGGACGGCCUCUUCCUGCUGCGCCAGUGCCUGCGGAGCCUGGGGGGCUACGUCCUCUCCAUGGUGCACAACCUGCAGUUCUACCACUACCCCAUCGAGCGCCAGCUGAACGGCACCUACGCCAUCGCGGGGGGCAAGGCGCACUGCGGGCCGGAGGAGCUCUGCGAAUUCUACUCCAAGGACGCCGACGGGCUCUGCUGCACCCUCCGCAAGCCCUGCAACCGCCCCAGCAGCGUGGAGCUCCAGCCCGGCGUCUUCGACAGCAUGCGGGACAACAUGGUGCGCGAGUACGUGCGGCAGACGUGGAAAUUGGAGGGUGAUGCCCUGGAACAGGCCAUCAUAAGCCAGGCCCCUCAGGUCGAGAAACUCAUUGCCACCACUGCCCACGAGAAGAUGCCCUGGUACCACGGCAACAUCUCCCGGGAGGAGGCUGAACGCAGGCUCUAUUCCGGAGCACAGCCUGAUGGGAAAUUUCUACUGCGAGAAAGGAAGGAAAAUGGCACCUACGCGCUGUCCCUCGUCUAUGGGAAAACAGUGUAUCACUACCGCAUCGACCAGGACAAGUCCGGCAAGUACUCCAUCCCCGAGGGAACCAAGUUUGACACGCUGUGGCAGCUGGUGGAGUACUUGAAACUCAAGCCAGACGGACUGAUAUAUUUCCUGAAGGAAAGCUGCCAUAAUCCCAAUAUGCCGGCAGCAACCGUGGCACCCCUCCCGCCGGCCCACCCCUCCGGAAGCGCCCAGAGACACCUGGGGGCUCUUAACGCAGACGGAUACACCCCGGAGCCCAUAGGCCCAGGGAAAUCGCGCCUCCUGCCCAUGGACACCAGCGUCUACGAGAGCCCCUACAGUGACCCGGAGGAGCUGAAGGACAAGAAGCUCUUCCUGAAGAGGGACCACCUGAUGAUUGACGAGGUGGAACUGGGGUCAGGGAACUUCGGCUGCGUCAGGAAAGGAGUCUACAAGAUGCGGAAGAAGCAGAUCGAUGUGGCCAUCAAGGUGCUGAAGAGCAACAACGAGAAGGCCGUGAAGGAUGAAAUGAUGAAGGAGGCACAGAUCAUGCACCAGUUGGAUAACCCCUACAUCGUCCGCAUGAUCGGGGUUUGCGAGGCAGAGUCCCUGAUGCUGGUCAUGGAGAUGGCCUCGGGCGGGCCACUCAAUAAGUUCUUGGCUUCCAAGAGAGAGGAGAUUCCAGUGAGCAAUAUUGUAGAGCUGAUGCACCAGGUGGCUAUCGGGAUGAAGUACUUGGAGGAGAAAAACUUCGUCCACAGAGACCUGGCUGCCAGAAAUGUCCUGCUAGUCAACCAGCAUUAUGCCAAGAUCAGUGACUUUGGACUCUCCAAGGCGCUUGCAGCUGAUGACAGCUAUUACAAGGCCAGGACGGCUGGAAAGUGGCCCCUGAAAUGGUACGCGCCAGAGUGUAUCCUGUACCACAAGUUCUCCAGCAAGAGUGACGUGUGGAGUUAUGGUGUGACCAUGUGGGAGGCCUUCACCUACGGGCAGAAACCGUACAAGAAAAUGAAAGGCCCCGAGGUGAUCAGUUUCAUAGAGCAAGGGAAGCGCAUGGAGUGCCCAGCAGAUUGCCCAGCAGAGAUGUACAAGCUGAUGCUGCAGUGUUGGACCUACAAGUGGGAAGAUCGCCCAGGGUUUGCAGCGGUGGAAACCAUCAUCCGUUCCUAUUACUACAGUAUCGCCGCCAAGACAGAAAAGGGGCCAGAGGAGACGGAGGAGGAGGACAAUGCGAAAGCAGCUUGCCCCUGA
Messenger RNA from Terrapene triunguis (Three-toed box turtle), 1848 nucleotides. Its product is annotated as tyrosine-protein kinase ZAP-70. Gene Ontology annotation, biological process: protein phosphorylation; cell surface receptor protein tyrosine kinase signaling pathway; innate immune response. Bases 1 to 1848 code for a protein of 615 amino acids. The transcript has 12 exons. Gene Ontology annotation, molecular function: signaling receptor binding; ATP binding; non-membrane spanning protein tyrosine kinase activity. NCBI's taxonomy places the organism in Eukaryota, Metazoa, Chordata, Testudines, Emydidae. Gene Ontology annotation, cellular component: extrinsic component of cytoplasmic side of plasma membrane; cytoplasm. The record is from RefSeq and is a predicted model, not a curated record.